AUGGAUGUUGCUGCCACCAAUGGCCAUCUAGCAGUAGUAAAAUGGCUACAUGUUCGAAAAAAAGACUGCACCAAGGCAGCACUCGAUGGCGCUGCGAUGAAUGGCCAUCUAUCGGUUGUAGAAUGGCUACAUGAUAAUCGCACAGAAGGAUGCACCACAGAUGCAAUGGAUGGCGCUGCGGGAAAUGGCCACCUCGACGUUGUCUGCUGGUUGCAUGACUACCGCACUCAAGGCUGUACAGCCAAUGCAAUGAAACGAGCUGCGGAAAAUGGGCACUUGGAGGUGGUGGAAUGGCUGCUCAAAUGGCUGCAUGCUCGCAAGAAUGGCUGCACCACGGCAGCAAUGAAUGGCGCUGCGACGAAUGGCCAUAUAUCGGUUGUAGAAUGGCUUCACGACAAUCGCUACGAAGGUUGUACCACCGAUGCAAUGGACGGCGCGGCAAAUGGGUACCUGGACGUUGUCUGCUGGUUACAUGACUAUCGCACGCAGUAUAAAGACUGUACCAGUGAAGCCAUGAACGGUGCUGCGAAGGAUGGCCAUCUAGCAGUCGUAGGAUGGCUACAUGACAAUCGUCGCGAAGGAUGUACCGAAAAUGCGAUGGAUCGUGCGGCGGAAAAUGGCCAUCGUUGA
This is a messenger RNA of Phytophthora sojae, 630 nucleotides long. RefSeq lists its product as hypothetical. The transcript has 3 exons. The record is from RefSeq and is a predicted model, not a curated record. NCBI's taxonomy places the organism in Eukaryota, Oomycota, Peronosporomycetes, Peronosporales, Peronosporaceae. Bases 1 to 630 code for a protein of 209 amino acids. Gene Ontology annotation, molecular function: protein binding.